AUGAAGGUCAUCGUCCGCGACGACAAAGACAGUGCCUCGAAGUACGCCGCCCGACAUAUCAUCAACCGUAUCAAUGCCUUCGCCCCGACCCCCCAAAAGCCCUUUGUCCUCGGACUACCUACUGGCAGCAGCCCCGAGAUCAUCUACAAAUAUUUGGUUGAGGCGCACAAGGCCGGUGAGGUGUCGUUCGCCAAUGUCGUGACCUUCAACAUGGACGAAUACGUGGGCCUGCCCGAAGACCACCCCGAAUCCUACCACAGUUUCAUGUACAAGCACUUUUUCGCCCACGUUGACAUCAGCCCUGAGAAUGUCAAUAUCCUCAACGGCAAUGCCCCCGACCUCAAAGCCGAAUGUGCGGCCUAUGAGGAGAAGAUUGCCCGCGCCGGUGGCAUUGACCUCUUUCUGGGCGGCAUCGGACCAGAUGGGCACAUUGCAUUCAACGAGCCAGGUUCUUCACUGCGGUCAAGGACCAGAGUUAAGACUUUGGCAGAGGAUACAAUUCGGGCUAAUUCGCGGUUCUUUGGUGGCGAUCUCAGUCAGGUCCCCAGACAAGCAUUGACCGUGGGUGUGGGCACCGUCAUGGAUGCGCGGGAGGUGCUGGUCAUCGUCCUAGGCUCCAACAAAGCGGUCGCUCUGGCAAAAACGAUCGAAGGGGGCGUCAGUCAGAUGUGGACUUGCAGUGCUCUACAGAUGCACGAGAAUGCCAUGAUUGUCUGCGAUGAUGCCGCCACAGACGAAAUGCAGGUGAAGACUGUCAAGUACUUCAAGAGCAUCGAACAAGUCUCUGUCGAACAGGAGACUGCCAAAGCCACUCCUCAACGGUCGCAGGUUAGGCUGGACAACUGGCGGGCGGGCUUGAAGGACCUGAGAAUCGACACGGAGAAGAAAGAGCUGGUGGAUCAAGACGAUGGAGAACUGACACCGGACAGCAUGUCGUCGAGGCUGGUGGACUCGGCCAUCGCCAUGAAUGAUAAGAAGAUGGGGGAUUUCAUGUUUGACCGCAUGGGCUCGCGCGUGUCGACCUUUGCAGCAUGA
Messenger RNA from Fonsecaea erecta, 1035 nucleotides. RefSeq names its product glucosamine-6-phosphate deaminase. Gene Ontology annotation, molecular function: identical protein binding; glucosamine-6-phosphate deaminase activity. Gene Ontology annotation, biological process: N-acetylglucosamine catabolic process; N-acetylneuraminate catabolic process; D-glucosamine catabolic process. The coding region runs from base 1 to 1035 and encodes 344 amino acids. The transcript has 2 exons. NCBI's taxonomy places the organism in Eukaryota, Fungi, Ascomycota, Eurotiomycetes, Chaetothyriales, Herpotrichiellaceae. Gene Ontology annotation, cellular component: cytoplasm. The record is from RefSeq and is a predicted model, not a curated record.